Molecule: messenger RNA, 1014 nt
Organism: Ostreococcus tauri
Lineage: Eukaryota; Viridiplantae; Chlorophyta; Mamiellophyceae; Mamiellales; Bathycoccaceae
Product: Mitochondrial matrix Mmp37
Exons: 1
Coding region: 1-1014 (337 amino acids)
Biological process (GO): cardiolipin biosynthetic process; CDP-diacylglycerol biosynthetic process
Cellular component (GO): mitochondrion
Molecular function (GO): phosphatidate cytidylyltransferase activity
Source: RefSeq, a predicted model, not a curated record
AUGUCCACUCGAACGCUCGCCCGUCGCGUCGUCGACGCGCUGUCGAACGCGCCCGAGUGCGAGCACGUCCUCGCCUAUGGCUCGGCCGUUCUCAGAGCAGCCUCGGUGACGAACACAAAAUCGGCGCUAGACAUCCUGUGCGUCGUGGAGAACGUCCAAGAGUGGCACGCAACGAACGUUCAUCGUAAUCCCUCGCACUACGCGUCGCAGAUGCGCGUGAUAGGUUCGCAGGGAAUCGUAAAAGUGUCUCGCGUUGUCGGGUGCGGGACGCACUACAACGCGCGGCUCUUCGACGCGCGCGGUGAGCCGUUCAAGUACGGCGUCGCGAGCGUCGAAGACGUGGUGCGGGAUUUAGAGCGGUGGGAAUACUUGUUCGUGGCGGGACGAAUGCAGAAGCCGCACGAGACGAUGUUGACGAGCGCGGCGGUGCGAGACGCGCAGCGGGUGAAUGUGCGAAACGCCGCGAACGCGGCGUUGUUAACGCUUCCGGAGUCGUUCAGCGAACUCGAUUUCCAUCGAGCGCUCGUGCGUUUGUCCUAUGACGGAGACGUUCGAUUUUUAUUCGCGGCGGAAGAUGAUAAAAAGGUGGAGCGCAUCGCGAGCGCGAACGGAGACGCGAUGCGAGACAUGUAUGCGGACACGGUGACGGAGCUCGGCGACGCACUGGACGCGAGCUCGUCGACGUGGUGGCAAGAUAAGAGCCCAAGUGCGCUACGUGCGCGCCUGGAGGCGCUUCCAGUCACCGUGAGGGCGAUGAUGAGCGCCGCGACACGCGUGAGAGUUGGAGAAGGCGUCGAAUCGUCAAAGCGAUGGGCCGCGGAGAUGUGCGCGGCGCUCAGUGACGAUCAAGAGCGCGUGGGAUCGACCACACGUGCGUGCCUACGGCAGAUUGUUCGAACGAGCAGCUUGAGGCAAGCCGUCGCAGGGCUUCUUGGCACUUCACCGACGAAGACGGUGGCGUACGUCGGCGCCAAGUUUUACAAGUCUGCAAGGAGCCGUUUUUUUAGCGAGUAG